This is a messenger RNA of Dermacentor silvarum, 504 nucleotides long. RefSeq lists its product as uncharacterized. The record is from RefSeq and is a predicted model, not a curated record. The transcript is spliced from 2 exons. NCBI's taxonomy places the organism in Eukaryota, Metazoa, Arthropoda, Arachnida, Ixodida, Ixodidae. The coding region runs from base 13 to 504 and encodes 163 amino acids.
AGUGGUUUCGCCAUGAGUUGCCGCCAGGGCUCAGACAAAGCAGCCGCGCACGACCGCUUGAUGGACGAACUGGUGCAACGCCUGGUGUCCAUGUCCGACGCCCGCGACUCCGGCGAUGCUUCAGCCCCCGUCACGCAGCAACAAGCCCACUGCGGGGCGGCCGGUGAGCCGAUCAGCGUGCCGCUGCCUCCGUCGGCCGUGUCGGUCAUCUCGUGCAGUUGCCACCAGCACGAGAAUCUGCACGUGCAGGUCACGAUCAAGUGCCCUUGCUCUCGGCCCAGCACUGCUGAGGCGACGACGCAGACGGAGCCGUCACCGGUGGAGAGACCAAAGGUGAAGUGCACUAUCCAGGCGGGCGGGAGAGCUCCACAGCGAGUUCAAGAAAUCGGAGAAAAGAUCACCUGUCAUAAAUCAUCUACCCAGCUGGGAGCCAUUGCUGCCAACGGUGCGUCCUCAAUGCGCGGCGCAGUAACAUCGAACCAUGCAGCAAGACCAAGUAAGUAA